Messenger RNA from Chenopodium quinoa (quinoa), 1245 nucleotides. RefSeq lists its product as uncharacterized. Gene Ontology annotation, biological process: shoot system development; root development. The record is from RefSeq and is a predicted model, not a curated record. The transcript has a single exon. The coding region runs from base 337 to 1191 and encodes 284 amino acids. Lineage: Eukaryota; Viridiplantae; Streptophyta; Magnoliopsida; Caryophyllales; Amaranthaceae.
AUUGAACAGAAUCUUUACCAGAAUGUAAGCUGCAAGUCUGCAAGACUGUUAGUCAUCGUAAUUAAUUAAAUAAAUCCGUAAAAGGGUUUUAAAUAUUAUUGAGGGUUGGCAACAUGUCGGACUAACUGUUUCCUAAGACGAGUGACGAGCAAGGGUAGUCCCACGUCGUGUUCACAUGCCUUGAUCUCGCUCUCCUCUUCUUCUGCUCCUUCGCGAACUAUAAAUAGCUCGAAAGACAGCAUUGUCUAUUCAGUGCAUUUUAGUGAUCAAAAUCUCUCACAUUUACUUGAACAAACAAAAAAGAUAAACAUAUUUCAUAUAACAAAUUUAAACAAAAUGGCUGCCUCUUCUCAUCCUGUUAGGUCCAUAAGUUUACCUGCCAGAUCUCACCCAACAUCACUUAAAAUCGAAGAAACGAUCAAUAAGUUAAAGAAUCGCGAUAUUUACCCAUCAGAGUCAACUUCCUGUUAUGCAUCAGGAGCCGAUAGUAUUCAGCUCGGUCUUCUUAACCUUGUUGAGCUGUAUGCUCAUCUACAAGAUCUUAUCAACUCUCUUUCCAGCCAGAACGGGAAAUUGGUUGAAGAAGCCUUAGAAAGUUCGGUAUCUCUGCUAGAUACUUGCAGCAGUGGAAGAGACCUCAUUACAGGGUUUAAGGAGCAAAUCUGUGAACUACAGUCUGCUCUACGUCGUAAGGGGUACUCGAGCAGUGAAGAAAUUAGCAUGUACAUGAGUUUUAGAAAGAAGGUUGCAAAGGAAGUUUCAAGAUGCCUUAAAGUGUUAAAGCUAGCUGAGGGAAAAUUCGGAAACACUGCUCCUCUGCUUGAAAGCGAUCCUUCAACAGCGAAUUUAGUUAAACUUGUAAGAGAAACAUACACUGCCACAGUUGCUGUCUUCAAAUCACUCUUCUUGUUCUUAUCUAGUCCAACCAAGGCAAGCAGAUGGUCAUUGGUCUCAAAACUCGUCACCAAAAAUUCAGGGGCUCGUUCUACCAGCAAGGUGGCCGGGAUCCUGAACGAGGUUUCUGGGGUUGAUCUAGCCCUUCAGAACGAUAAAAAAGUUGAUGUGAUGCUAGUACGAGGAAAAAUUCAAGCUCUUGAUGCUAAUCUUCAAAUCAUCGAGGGAGAACUCGGGUGCCUUUUUAGGUGCUUACUACAAAAUAGAGUCUCACUCUUGAACAUCCUCACAAAUUGAGUGGAUACUUAGACUAAAUAGUUUGUAUACUAUAUAUUCUUUGUCAUGGUAAAU